This is a messenger RNA of Trichoplusia ni (cabbage looper), 2721 nucleotides long. RefSeq lists its product as uncharacterized. The transcript is spliced from 3 exons. The annotation marks the transcript as partial. NCBI's taxonomy places the organism in Eukaryota, Metazoa, Arthropoda, Insecta, Lepidoptera, Noctuidae. The record is from RefSeq and is a predicted model, not a curated record.
AUGCCAACUACAAGAUCGGGUUCGACGCAGUCUAAGACUGCAGGAAAUAGUUCGUCGUCGGACUGGAGUAUGCACACUCCGAGCGAUACCGCAAGCUCCGCCGCUACGAGUAUCGCAAGUAGGUCGACGCUCACGAAGAGGACGCCGACAACAAGUCCGAAAGGAAGCCGGGCCCCCGUACCCCAGUCCAAGGACGCCACCAGGAGGGAAUCAACGUCAGCAGAGGCGGUGCGCCCCGCCCCCCUGACACACGCCGCCGCGAAAGAGGUUGAAGAUUCAAACCCCGCACGUCAAGAAGGCAGUCAUACUACGCUGCAGAAUCCAAAUCGAAGCGUUGGAAUCAGGACGUCGUCGAGAGAAGGGACUCUGCAGCAGCUUGAUCCUGGGAACCCGGCCCGGGACAGGGACACAAUGUCUACUCGCUCUUCGCAUAGGAAGAGAGCAGAAGCGCAAGCAAGAUUGACUGUGGCGUUACGGGAGCAAGAAAUGGCGGAAGCACGACUAAGGGUGGCGCAAGCACAACUAGAGCUUGUCGCCGCUGAGUCGGAAGAUGAAGAUGGAGCUGGUGAAGAAAUAUACGAGCGAACUCAUGAAGUGGAACAGUGGUUCAUCCAAACCAGCGCCGGGUCAAGCAAGGAACAGAGGCCGGUCGAGUCACAAGAUAAGAAGAGCGACAUUCAGAAGCUGGCAGAAGCAAUAGGCAAACUGUCCAGGAAUUCGCGUGACGUCAUCGCGCCGAAGUACAUCGAACUUCCUUACUUCAAUGGAGCCUGUGAAGAAUGGUUGGCGUUCAGAAGGACGUAUGAAGAUACGGCUGCCUCCUUCAGCGCCGCACAGAACCUGGCUCGCCUCAGAAGAGCCAUACAGGGGAAAGCGAAAGAAGCAGUUCAGAGUUUACUGUUUACCGCUGAGAAGCCACAUGAAGUAAUCAAGGGAUUGGAAUCAAGAUUUGGAAGACCUGGUGCACUGGCUUUAGCUGAGUUGGAAAAACUGAAGAACUUGUCGAAAGUGAGCGAAAGUCCUGGCGAGAUCUGCGUGUUUGCAAGUCGAGUCAAGAACGCUAUCGAGACAAUCAAGGCAUUGAAGAAACCUCAGUACCUCAGCUCGCCUGAAACAUUGAAGGCUAUUGUAGACAAGAUGCCACCUACCAUGAAGUUUCGUUGGUUCGCAUAUCAUAGGGGUCGGAGAGAUGAAGACAUUCAGGAACUUUUACUCAUUGAAGAAUUCCUGGAUAUUGAAGCCGACAUGUGUGGGGACUUUGCCCCGCCAGAAGUUCCAUCUGAUAAGAAGUGUUCAAGAAGUCCUGUACACACUGUACAAGAAGAGUCUCAAGAUAAGAAGUUUAAGAAGUCGUGUCCCGUUUGUGAAGAGGAACAUUUUGCAACAGAGUGCAAGAAGUUCAAAGAAGCGUCGAUUGAUAAGAAAUGGGACAUCAUGAAGAAUGCGAAGAUUUGUUUCAAGAAGUGUCGAAGAUGGCAUCACACUAUCUUACACUCGGACAAGCCAGAAGUACAGAAGUCAAGCAAGGAAGGCGCAUCAGAAGAGAAAGUCGCCUCAGUCCACAACAAUAAGGAUGAAGACAGAGCAUAUUUGAAGAUUGUUCCAGUGCAACUCUACGGGCCCAAGGGACAAGUUCGUGUGCUCGCGUUGUUGGACGAAGGGUCGACCGUCACUCUCUUAGACGCGUCGAUAGCCGAGAAGAUUGGAGCUGCAGGAAGUCGCGAAGCACUCACAAUCGAAACCGUCGGCGGGAAGGUCAUAAGGAAAGAUAGCUCACAGAAGAUCAACUUGAAGAUUAAGGGGGUUCACAGAAGGGAUAAGAAGACUAUCACUGUUAGAACCAUCGACGAUCUGAAGCUAUCUGAACAAAGGGUCAACAGGAGCACUGUAAAGAGUUGCCUACACUUGAAGGCAAUUGAAAGGCAGUUGCUCUACGACGCAGAGCGACCGAAGUUGCUGAUUGGGCAAGAUAAUUGGGGACUCAUAGUCACAAGAAGACUGAAGAAGGGCAAGCCAACUGAACCUGUAGCCUCACUCACACACUUAGGGUGGGUGCUACAUGGGUGUGAAACCGGAUCGAACGCCGAAGUCAACUUCACGCACUACGGCAGGGCAACGUCAGAAUGCGAAGACAUUGAAGAAGUCGUCCGGGAACAUUUUCAGUUAGAGUCUCUGGGGAUUCAAAAUCGGCUGCCAUCAAACGACAGCGAUAGAAGAGCAUUGGAAACCUUAGAAAAAACAACGAAGCGACUACCAAGCGGUCAAUUCGAAGCAGGCCUCUUGUGGAAGAAGGAAGGCGAGACCCUACCCAACAACUACAAUCAAGCGUUUCGUCGCCUGGUCAACAUAGAGAAGAAGCUGGAUCGUGAAGAAGAUGUCAAGGAAUAUUAUGAGAAGCAGAUCCAGACUUUAAUAGAAAAUGGUUACGCCGAGAAGGCCCCUGUAACCACCACUAAGGGGAAACAUUCUACUUACCUCACUUCGCCGUCGUACACCCGGUCAAGAGGAAGCCAAGAAUUGUUUUCGACGCAGCAGCCAAUUAAGGAAGAAGACCGGAAUUGUUUAAGGUUCCUCUGGAGAGGAAGCAGAGGAACAGGCAAACCGGAAGAGUACAGGAUGUCGUCGAUAAUAUUUGGAGCAGCGUCAUCACCUGCGACAGCUAUAUACGUGAUGAAUAAGAACGCAGAAGACUUCAAGAUCACGCACCCUGAAGCUGUGAAG